Molecule: messenger RNA, 621 nt
Organism: Trichoplax adhaerens
Lineage: Eukaryota; Metazoa; Placozoa; Uniplacotomia; Trichoplacea; Trichoplacidae
Exons: 1
Coding region: 1-621 (206 amino acids)
Biological process (GO): canonical NF-kappaB signal transduction
Molecular function (GO): GTPase activity; GTP binding
Source: RefSeq, a predicted model, not a curated record
AUGUCGAGAUCGCCAACGUUGAUAAAGGGUUGGAGUGAUGUAUGCGUCAUUGGCGAUGAAAAAGUUGGUAAAACUGCAAUGAUACACUUGUUAACUCAAGGUUACUACGAUAUCAAUACGAAAUAUGAACCUACCCUGGAAGAUAGUUAUAUUUUACACGUAGCAUCAUCUCUAUCCGUGGAUAAAAUUAAAUUGAAGUUACUGGAUACAGCUGGAAGCAACAUCUCUUAUCAUCACAAGCGAUUACCUCGACAUUUUAUCGAUCAAUGCGCUGGCUUUAUAAUCAUGUACAGUGUGGAUAGGCUUGAAUCAUUCAAUAUUGCUAAAAUGUUGGUACAAGAAAUUAAAAGCGUUCGAAAAGAGAACGAUUGUGCAAUAAUAGUGUUGGGUAAUAAAACGGACUUAAUCCAAUACAGAUGCGUCUCACGAGAAGAUUUACAGCUACUUUGCAAUGAAGAAAAUGUCUAUGGCGAUGAAGUUACGGUUACCGAUAAAAGCACUUUCCGCGCUCCUUUAAGUCAUAUGGUUGAUGAUAUUUUCAAAUGCAUUAACGAAGAAAGUGAGCGCGAUAUAGCCAAGAAAAGAGGCGUAGUACAUCGUAAAUUUUCUGAUCUCUUCUGA